Pogona vitticeps (central bearded dragon) is the source of this 1616-nucleotide messenger RNA. RefSeq lists its product as uncharacterized. The record is from RefSeq and is a predicted model, not a curated record. NCBI's taxonomy places the organism in Eukaryota, Metazoa, Chordata, Lepidosauria, Squamata, Agamidae.
GAGGAAAAUCCAAUUGUUAGUCCCCAAUUAGAGUAAAACCACAGAAUCAAUGGAACUCACUCGAGCGUUGACUUACAUAAAACCCACUUGGUCAAUAUAAUGAUCAUAAUUAUUGUAGGUCCACUCUAACUGGGCCUUGACAAUUGGAUUUAACGCCUUUUAUUUUUGUGUAUACAAAAUGCAAUAUUUCAAAAAUCUGACUGCCGAGGCCUCUGCUGAGCCAGUUGCCUACCCUCAGAUUUUGCCUAGAAUGCCUUGUGCUCUGAAGCGCUACAGAACGCUGUCCCUCCUACCUUCUCCCCUAUCCUCUGACUACCAGCUCAAGCAGAAGCUGAGCACCUCUCAGCAGGCAGCGGCAAAGUACUCCAGACUUGCUGAGGAGGCUUCUCUGGCCCAAGCAGAGGCCGAAAAGGGCCGAGCAGAGGCCAAAGCUCAGGAAAAGUUGUGCCGAGAGCAACAUGAGGCAGUUCAACUGGAAAAUCUCAGCUUGAAAGAAGAAACACAGCUGCUGAAGAGAAAGUUAACAGAAAUGCAGCUCCUCUUAACACAAGUGGAAAAGAGUCACUUUGAAAGUCAGCUGAAACUAGAGAGAAUAACAAUGGAGAGAGAAGUUAUCAGUGAAGAAAAAAGAUAUUUGGAGCAUGAAAGAAAUGAGCUGAAACAGAAACUGAAAGGAACAAUAGAAGAGAAUUCUAAGUGUAAAGAAAAUGAAAUCUCUCAAAGAUGCCGAACUGAAGCUGCUGAAGAGGCUUUAGAAAAAGCAACUCUUCUGCAUUAUGAGGCUGAAAGGGAGAGGCGUUUGUUGGAACUUGACAAAGAAGAGAAGGAAAAACAGUGUGAGAUAUGGAUGAAGAAGUACAAUGCUUUAGCCGACCUCUUGCAUUCUCAAGAAGAGGAAAAAUCAAAAAGGCAAAAUAAAGCUUGCCAGGUGAAACUGAAGAGCUAUUUCUUGUGCAUCAGUGAAAGCAAUGAGCACAUAACAGCACUGAGAAAUGAGGAUGGCACUCUCCAGAGAUUUGCGGAAGGUGAGCAGGUCUGUUUUUCAAUCCCUAGUGCUGAGGCUGAAGAAAAGGCCAAGAGCACUGACAGGAUAUUGUAUAGAGUUACUGCACCCGGUUCAAAGCCUGAACAUACUCAGCUAUGUAGACUUUGCCCUACUGAACUGCAGGAGAAAUUGCCGGCUAGAAGAGGCAAGAAAAUAAUUGAAUAUUUCUGGUUUCCAGAUGAAGAUGGUAAUGAGGAGUGAGUUGAGAGGAAAUGACUAUAUAAGUGAUUACAGCUGCUGUAUACAUGUAAAAGAGAUAGUGCAAGAUAUAAGAAGCAAUCCAUGCUCAAUCCAUAACAUUUGUGCCUCUGUGUCUACCUGCAAAGCCCAGAUCCUCUAUCUGCAGUAGCAACCCUUUAUGUUUGUGGCUUUAUAUAGGCACAGCAGCCAAAUGUCCUGUAAUAAACACUCAUAUUCUCAUCCAAAAUGUCUCUCAGAAAAGUCCCUUUAUACCAAUAGCCUGCCCAGAAUCACAUUCCCUAGCUCCCAUUUAAAGUAAAUCUGAUACAUUUUACUUUCAAUAUAUCAUAUAUUCUUCAUUUACUAUGACCCCUGAGAUAAUCUGCUUCAC